This is a messenger RNA of Syngnathus typhle (broad-nosed pipefish), 1266 nucleotides long. It is a transcript of the gene rbm18, whose product is annotated as RNA binding motif protein 18. NCBI's taxonomy places the organism in Eukaryota, Metazoa, Chordata, Actinopteri, Syngnathiformes, Syngnathidae. The transcript is spliced from 6 exons. The coding region runs from base 226 to 813 and encodes 195 amino acids. Gene Ontology annotation, molecular function: RNA binding. The record is from RefSeq and is a predicted model, not a curated record.
ACACGUCAUUACAAUGCGCCUAUGUUGUCAGAUGGCAACAAAUCCAUCGCCUCGCCCUCAAAACAAGGCACCCAACCUAAUUUACAAUCAAUAAUCUAACCCGUAGAUUUAGAAUGCUUAUUAAAAUUAUCUGACAUCACCGAAGCACCCCGAAAGCGGGAUCAGAAGCUAAUUCUAUCGAAGAAGAAACCGUGAUCAUAUAACAGGUUUGAUAGAAGUGGACACAUGUCGUCUGCGUCAGAGACGAUGGAAAACGCCUCCAUCAUUUCAGACACCGGAGGCCAUGAUGGGAACCGAUUGUGGAUAGGCAACAUCGAUCCCAAAAUCACUGAGUAUCACUUGGUGAAGCUGUUGGAAAAGUUUGGCCAUGUCAAACAGUUUGACUUCCUGUUCCAUAAGUCCGGUCCUCUGGAGGGGCAACCGCGAGGCUACUGUUUUGUCAACUUUAACACCAGAGAGGAAGCCGAAAGAGCUAUCCACUGCUUGAAUGGCAAGCUAGCACUGUCCAAGAAAUUGGUUGUGCGUUGGGCACAUGCACAGAGGUUCGAAGCCUUCCGUAACGACAAGACGAUGCCUUCCAGCUUGGAACCGUCGAGCAGCGGCGACGGAGCCGACGGAGCCUUAACCACGAAUCACCUCAGUACGAGCGCUAAGAUCCGCGCCAUCGAGGCCAAGCUGCAGAUGAUGGAGGAGAAUCCAGAUGAGGAGUACUCAGGGCCGUCUGCCUACGUCUAUAACAAGCCGCCAGAGAGGAAGCGCUGGGAGCCCUACUCCAAAUCACACAGCAGGCCCUUUCGAAGGUUUAGGAGAUGACCCGUCCGCCCACUUUUCAAGGAGAACCCCCCCUCACACACACACACAACUCAGGCCCCCUCACCACCUCAACAGGAACUUCUUAAAAUGGGAAUUAAAGACAAUGACAUUUAUUGCGAACAACGAUGGACAAAUUAUGAAUUCAGUUGUUACAUUUUAUUUGAGUGUGCGUUUGUUGAUGUUUGGAAUGUGCAGGAAGUACUAAAGAAACGUUUGAAAAAAAAAAUGAAAUGCAAAACUGUUUGGAUUUCUUUUUUCUUUUAUUAUUUUUCUUCCCACCCUCAUUUAGUUUUAUUAAAGCAGGGGGUGUGGAAAUUAUCUACAAACUGUAGGUCAUAAUAUACCUCGAUUAUUUAACCAAUUCUCAAAGCAAUUUAAGCCUCAGGAGAAAAAAAACAUCUAACCCACAAAUGCUUAGAGUGUAUAAUAAACAUUUGUGUUCGUUUUGCAUCA